Messenger RNA from Lathyrus oleraceus (garden pea), 1917 nucleotides. RefSeq lists its product as uncharacterized. Gene Ontology annotation, cellular component: 90S preribosome; small-subunit processome; nucleolus. The coding region runs from base 619 to 1635 and encodes 338 amino acids. The transcript has 5 exons. Lineage: Eukaryota; Viridiplantae; Streptophyta; Magnoliopsida; Fabales; Fabaceae. The record is from RefSeq and is a predicted model, not a curated record.
GCAGAAAACAAACUUAGCCCUUAGCAAAUACAUGGAUGUUAUGAACCCCUGCAAAUACAAGCAUUUCUUUCCGACCAAAUACCCAAAGAGCAAGAUAAGUGCUGCAUUAGCAUAAAUGAUCUCUUCACUUCGAUUGACAAUUUGGAAAGAAAAUGCUCUAAAUUUAGAUGAAACUUGCAAGACUCAUCAAAAAAUUUCAAAUGAUAGUGGCUGCUGUUCAUUAUAUUAUAUUGGUUGCUGUUUAGAAACCAGAAUUACAAAUAAUGCAAUUUAAUGGGGAAAGAGCUCUGUUAGCAUAUAAUAAUAAUAUAUUCUUGAGAGCUGGUGUCCAAACAAUAAAUUUGACCUUAGAAUCACAAUAGCUUUAGUUUUCCAUAGGGCAUGCAGUAGUAAGAAUUUAUAACCAAUCUGUUCAUUGUUUUUAUUUUUCUUGUAUUUUCUCAAACACAAUUAUCUUACCGUUGUUUUUUUUCUGUCUGUUUUUGAUCUCUGAAAUGGCUGAUACAGGUUUUGGGGUUGCUGAUUGAGUCUGCUAUACAUGCAGUCACAAACAGGCAAGAGAGCUUUGAGUCCGAAUCCAUUCUUCCACUUUGGAAGGAGGCGCACUAUUCUUUAGUUAUGCUAGAGAAGAUGAUUCAUCAAUAUUCUUUAGUUAUGCUAGAGAAGAAGAUUUGUCAAUUCCAUGACUUAGAGAAGAUGGGUGGAAGCUUUGCAAAGAAUCUAGAGGAUAAAUGGAAAGCAAUAUGGGAAGCAAUAUGUGAGAUGUUGUUGCACCCACACUCCUGGUUACGCAACAAAUCAUGUCGUCUCAUAGCUCUAUACUUUGCACGUGUAGCAGAUGGCAACAGAGAAAAUCAUCAAAGCUCCUUAAGUAGUUAUUUUAUGAUGAGUCCUAGUAGAUUAUAUUUAAUAGCCACUUCUCUUUGCUGCCAACUGAAAAUGCCACUCAUAGAUGAUGCUGACAGCAACCUGAUGACGCAGAAUAUUGUCUUUGCUAUUUGUGCUUUAAUGAGGCAAACUGGCAGCAUAGAUCCAUCUGCAUUCUGGUCUACUCUUGAGCAAAAUGAGAAGAAUCGGUUUCUCAAAGCUUUUGACAUGAUUAAUGCAAGAAAAGAAAGAAUCAUGUUCAUGUCUUCAUCACAAACCUCCUCCGUACGUGAAGACAUUAGUCAAGUUAAUGUUAAGAACACUCAACAUAUACUUGUAUCGUUAUUGCUCAAGAAAAUGGGCAAAAUUGCUCUUCAAACAGAUGCUAUUCAGAUGGAAAUAGUCUUCAACAGUUUUGGGAAACUUAUGGCACAGAUAGAGAUGAGUAUGGACUAUGCACAUGUGGUUCUGAUACCUCUAUAUAAAGUUUGUGAAGGAUUUGCCGGAAAAGUAGUAGCUGAUAAUCUGAAAAAGUUGGCAGAAGACACCUGUGGGAAAAUAGAGAAUAUUAUAGGUACUCAAAACUUUGUGCAAGUUUAUAACCUUAUCAGGAAGAACCUGAGUUUGAAAAGAAAUAAGAGGAAACAAGAAGAAAAGGUGAUGGCUGUUAUCAAUCCGAUGCGAAAUGCCAAAAGGAAAUUGAAAAUUUCUGCCAAGCAUCGUGCCAACAAAAAGAGAAAGGUUAUGACUUUGAAGAUGAGGAGAUGAUCGAGGGAGUGGUGCUUGUGUCAAGGUUUUAGUGCUUGUGUCAAGGUUUUAGUACAACCAACCAAGGAUCUUACCAUCUUAUUAUAGCAAUUCAUUAUCAUCUGCUUGUUUGAAGAAAAAUAAGUGGGUUUGGAGUUUUUGACUGAUUUAAUCUUUGUUGAGACUAAAUUAUUUUUAGUUUUUAAAGUAGUGAAAUAUGAUUUUUUUUUUUAUAAAUUUUUUUUGGAGGCAUAAGAUUCACUUGUAAAUAAUAUUAAAUAAUAUCAAUGAUAAAUAAGUUAA